Messenger RNA from Empidonax traillii (willow flycatcher), 772 nucleotides. RefSeq names its product chromosome unknown C22orf15 homolog (gene CUNH22orf15). Bases 212 to 742 code for a protein of 176 amino acids. NCBI's taxonomy places the organism in Eukaryota, Metazoa, Chordata, Aves, Passeriformes, Tyrannidae. The record is from RefSeq and is a predicted model, not a curated record. The transcript is spliced from 5 exons.
UGCAGGAGGCUUGGGAACCUGCAGGGGCCAUUCCCUGUUGCUGGGAAAUGUGGCUAUUGAAACCACAACAGCGUCAGUGGCAAACACAGCCCGUUCCCUGGGCUCUCCAGGAGCUCCCACCACUGCCUGCAGGAAGACACCCGGCACGAGCAGCCCCCCAGCACAGGCCUGAGCCCCCACUAAAGGAGAGCAGCUCUGGGAGAGGAAGGCCAUGUUCGUCACGGUGAGAUACGGAGCCAACUGCCAAGUGAUGGUGAACCUGCAGUGCUGUGUCCUGGUCCUCACCACCCAUCUGAAGAGGAAGUGUCAGUGCAGGCCUGAAGGCUCAUGCUGGCCACACAGGGGCACACUGGGUUUCCUUCACCACAUGUCUCUCCCUCCAGACUGCAUCGAUCUUCUGGACGAAACAGGCACUCUGAUGAACCUGAGCAAAGUGGAAAACCCUGCAUCUGAAUACACCAGUAAAUACCUCCGGGAAAGGGAGCACUACAUCCUCAUCAGAGUCAUCCGAGACAAAAAUUCCGAAGCCACAUCCUAUGAAUCCUUGCUAGAGGACCUGGGGAAACACUACCCUGACCUAACAGAUCGGCUGCAGCAGCUCUCGGCAAAGACCCAGAGGAGAGACCAGUGGAGGAAGGGAUCCUUGCAGAGGAGGGCUCAGCCCCACACUGGUACCCAGUUAAAGAACAGAACCACCUCAAAGAAGAAGAGGGGUUCAGAGUUCAAGAAGAUCCCUAAAUGAGGAACAGACCCAUUCCUGGUCACACAGCAC